Messenger RNA from Cryptomeria japonica (Japanese cedar), 3275 nucleotides. Its product is annotated as transcriptional corepressor LEUNIG. The record is from RefSeq and is a predicted model, not a curated record. Gene Ontology annotation, cellular component: nucleus. The coding region runs from base 357 to 3137 and encodes 926 amino acids. NCBI's taxonomy places the organism in Eukaryota, Viridiplantae, Streptophyta, Pinopsida, Cupressales, Cupressaceae. Gene Ontology annotation, molecular function: protein binding. The transcript has 20 exons.
ACUGUAUAAAAUUGAAAACCAAUAGAGUCCACGGUUUAAUGAGCCUCUACCAAUCUAACCAGAGGUUUAAAACUCCGAGCCUAAAAAUAGAAGCCGAGCCAGACAGGAUUGGGAAUAUGGCCAGAAUUUCUGAUAUAUGCGUAUUCUCAAAAUGGUCCCAAACCAUGGAAUUUCUUCAUGUGUGAAUUACUCUUCUUUUGAGCUCAACAUUCUCCAAUUUGCUUGACAAUGGAUUAAAUUUGGCGGAAAUCAGUUAAAUUCGUCCAAGAUUGCCGAAAUUUUGUGAGGAUUCCUCAGAUGUCAUUUUAGCCAUUAUUUGUUAGAGCUGCAAACUAUACCACUUAAAGUUUGCAAUCAUGUCACAGAGUUGGGAGGCUGAUAAAAUGCUGGAUGUCUAUAUUCAUGAUUACCUCAUAAAGAGAAGCUUGCAUGCAUCUGCAAAGGCAUUUCAGACAGAAAGAAAAGUUUCCCCUGAACCUGUUGCUAUAGAUGCGCCUGCAGGGUUUCUCUUUGAGUGGUGGUCAGUGUUUUGGGAUAUAUUCAUUGCUCGAACAAAUGAGAAGCAUUCUGAAGUUGCUGCUUCAUACAUAGAUACACAAUUUUUAAAAGCGCGGGAGCAACAACAGCAACAGCAACAGCAACAACAGCAGCAGCAGCAACAGCAGGAACAGCAACAGCAGCAGCAGCAGCAACAACAGCAACAGCAGCAGCAGCAACAACACCAGCAGCAGCAGCAACAGCAGCAGCAACAGCAACAACAGCAGCAGCAUCAGCAACAUCAGCAACAUCAGCAACAACAGCAACAACAACAACACAUGCAAAUGCAAAUUCAAUUGAUGAGGCAGCAACAACGUAGAGAUGGAGGGCAUCUUUUAAGUGGGGCUUCCAAUGGUUUGGUUGCUACUGAUUCUCUGAUCCGUCAGAAUCAAGGGAGUGCAAUGGCAAAGUUAUAUGAGGACCGUCUAAAGCUCCCACACCAAAGAGAUCCCAUGGACGAUGCCUCCAUGAAGAGAUUUGGAGAUAAUUCAAGCCAGCUAUUAGAUGCAAAUCAUACGGCAAUUCUAAAGUCAGCACCUGGACAUCUGCAGAAUUCAGGACAGGUUUUGCACAAUACUGCAGGCAACAUGUCAACUACUUUGCAGCAGGUGCAGGCAUUGAACCAGCAACUUCCCGGGGCUACGCAGGAUAACAAGAAUGAGAUAAAUGCAGUUUUGAAUCAAAGACCAAAUGUAGCAGAUCCCUCAUUAUUUGGAGGGGCUGGGCUUUUAAAAUCAAGUUUGUUGAAUCCAGGUGCCAACCAAGUGCCAAAUCCUUUACCUCUAAAUGGCUUGCCGGUGGGUCAGGGUGGUAUAGACCAGAUUCGAUCGGGUCUUCUACAAUCCCAUAAAUCAUUUGUUCAUUCACCUCGGUACCAACAAUUUCAGAUGCUUAGUCCACAGCAACAACAGAUUGUGCUUGCGCAAGGGAAUUUAUCAUCACCGUCAGGUGCUGGUGUUAUGAAUGAAAUGGAUAGUAGGAAUCUUCGGAUGAUGUUUAGUGGUAGAAAUGCUCCCAUAAGCAAGGAUGGUCACUCCAAUGCAGUGAGUGACAUGGCUCAUAAUACUGGUUCUCCAAUGCAAGUUGCAUCUCCUCUUUCACGAAGCACUGGAUCUGAUCCAGAUUUUGUGUUUAAGAUGAAAUUGGCUUUUCAGCAUCAGCGACAACAACAACAGCAGCAGCAGCAACUUACCCAGCAUGCACAGUCAACACAGCAGUCUCAAGUGGUUCAUCCUCAUCAGCAGCAGGAUAAAAAUGGGGCUGCUCUUACAGUUGAUAGUAGCCUGUCAAAUUCUUUCCGUGGAAAUGAUCAGGUAUACAGUGUGAUGGAGCCAAGUCCUAGCACCAACAGUACUGGUACAGGGAAGGCUUCUUCCAAAGGUCAAGCUGGUAGAAAAAGAAAGCAGCCUGGUUCCUCUUCUGGUCCUGCAAUUAGUUCUGGAACAGUGAAUAAUACUGGACCUUCUCCAAGUUCUCCACCCUCAACACCAUCAAGUCAUACCCCUGGCGAUGUCAUGUCCAUGGCUGGUGCAUUGCAGCACAGUGGUGGUUCAUCAAAACCUUUAAUUUUGUAUGGGUCAGAUGGGACACUUGCUUCCCCUUCAAAUCAGUUGGCGGAUAUAGAUCGCUUUGGGGAGGAUGGAUCUUUGGAUGACAAUGUGGAGUCAUUCUUGUCUCAUGAUGAUACAGCUGGACGAUCCGCAGAUGGUAAAGUGUUUUCUUUUGAGGAAGUUGGGACGAUAAAGGCUAGUACAAGCAAAGUUAUAUGCUGCCAUUUUUCCUCAGAUGGUAAAUUACUAGCAAGUGCUGGACAUGAGAAGAAGGCCGUGUUGUGGAAUAUGGAUACACUAAAACUGGAAAGUAGUCUUGAAGAGCAUAACCUUUUGAUUACCGAUGUUCGCUUCAGUCCAAACUCAGCUCGCUUGGCUACUUCUUCUUUUGAUAAAACAGUCAGAGUUUGGGAUGCAGACAAUCCAAGCUAUUCCUUGAGAACAUUUACUGGUCAUUCAACAUCUGUGAUGUCUCUUGAUUUUCAUCCAAAAAAUGAAGACCUCCUCUGCUCUUGUGACGGAGAUAGUGAGAUACGUUAUUGGAAUGUUAAACAGGGUAUUUGUGCCAGAACAUUCAAGGGUGGUACGAGCCAAGUGCGAUUUCAAACACGAAUUGGUAAACUGCUUGCUGCUGCUGCUGAGAAUGUUGUCUCAAUAUUUGAUGUUGAAACUGAAAAUUGUUUACAUUCUUUACAGAGACAUACAAAGCCUGUGCACUCUGUUUGCUGGGAUUCGACUGGAAAUUACUUGGCAUCUGUUAGUGAGGACUCAGUGAGGGUAUGGUCUCUUGGUGGUGGAAAUACAGGUGAUUGCAUAUAUGAGCUAAGCUCCAAUGGAAAUAAGUUCCAUUCAUGUGUUUUUCAUCCAGCAUAUCCAUCAGUCUUGGUUAUUGGAUGCUAUCAGUCUCUGGAAAUAUGGGAUAUGUAUGAGAAUAGAAGUAUGACCCUUAAGGCACAUGAUGGUCUCAUUGCUUCCUUAGCAGCCUCAAAUGCAAGUGGCAUGGUGGCUUCUGCAAGUCAUGAUAAGUUUGUAAGAUUGUGGAAAUCAUAAUUUGAGAUGUAGUAAAGAAAAUCUCAGGAUAUGUUUGUUACUGUUUGAUUGGGAUUUUGGCGAAGCCUUGAGUAGCUUUUGUAUUUGAAUUAUUUUUUUGUCAAGUUAAUUAUUAGAAAUGCUUUGUUUAUAGAGUAA